This is a messenger RNA of Abrus precatorius (Indian licorice), 3985 nucleotides long. Its product is annotated as kinesin-like protein KIN-4A. NCBI's taxonomy places the organism in Eukaryota, Viridiplantae, Streptophyta, Magnoliopsida, Fabales, Fabaceae. Gene Ontology annotation, molecular function: microtubule binding; microtubule motor activity; ATP binding. Gene Ontology annotation, biological process: mitotic spindle organization; microtubule-based movement. The coding region runs from base 257 to 3340 and encodes 1027 amino acids. The record is from RefSeq and is a predicted model, not a curated record. The transcript has 26 exons.
AAAUGAUAGUGGUUGUUGUUCUUACAGUUACUUGGUGCAGCUUGCUUAUGAGACCCCUCCGUUUCCACAACUACCCUUUUCUUUCACACGCUCUCUCUCACCAUUUUUAAUUAUAUCACUUUCUCUCUCUAGCAUUGUCGGAGGCUCUCUCGGUUUCAGCUUCUUCUCCAAGCGAAUUGAUCUCUCUCUCUCUCUCUCUCUCUCUGCCUAUAAUCCGCUCUCUCUCUGUGUCGCUCUGUUAGUUAGCUGCUUCCCCAUGGAAGCAGGGGAAGAUUGCUGCGUGAAGGUUGCGGUCCAUGUGCGGCCACUCAUCGCCGACGAGAAGCUUCAAGGCUGCAAAGAUUGUGUCACCGUCUUCGCUGGGAAGCCGCAGGUACAAAUUGGCGCCCAUUCCUUUACAUUUGAUCAUGUUUAUGGAAGCACGGGUUCUCCCUCAAGUGCCAUGUUUGAAGAAUGUGUUGCUCCCCUUGUUGAUGGUUUGUUCCAAGGAUAUAAUGCUACUGUUCUCGCUUAUGGUCAGACAGGUUCUGGGAAAACUUACACAAUGGGAACUGGCUUUAAAGAUGGUUUCCAAACAGGAAUAAUACCCCAAGUUAUGAAUGUUUUGUUUGGCAAAAUUGGAACCUUAAAGCACCAAAUCAAUUUUCAGUUGCAUGUUUCCUUUAUUGAGAUUCUUAAAGAAGAAGUAAGAGACUUGCUGGAUCCGUCCUCCGUGAGCAAACCAGAAACUGCAAAUGGACAUGCAGGAAAAAUGACCUCGCCCGGGAAGCCACCAAUUCAAAUUCGUGAGACGUCAAAUGGUGUCAUUACUCUUGCAGGAUCUACUGAAGUCAGUGUAGCAACACUAAAAGAAAUGGCUGCCUGCCUGGAACAAGGAUCAUUGAGCAGAGCAACUGGGAGCACAAAUAUGAACAACCAAUCCAGCCGAUCUCAUGCCAUCUUCACCAUCACAUUAGAACAAAUGAGGAAGCUCAGCAAUCCUAGUGAUAGCUGUUUAAAUGAUACCAUGAAUGAAGAGUAUCUUUGUGCCAAGUUGCACUUAGUAGAUCUUGCUGGAUCGGAAAGAGCUAAAAGAACAGGGUCUGAUGGUCUGCGUUUCAAGGAAGGAGUUCACAUUAACAAAGGUCUUCUAGCGCUUGGUAAUGUUAUUAGUGCACUUGGUGAUGAAAAGAAGCGAAAGGAAGGCGUUCAUGUUCCAUAUAGGGACAGUAAACUUACUAGGCUUUUGCAGGAUUCACUUGGAGGUAACAGUAGAACUGUCAUGAUAGCCUGCAUAAGUCCUGCUGAUAUUAAUGCUGAGGAAACCCUUAACACUUUGAAAUACGCAAAUCGUGCUCGCAAUAUCCAAAAUAAGCCUGUUAUCAAUAGAGAUCCCAUGUCCAAUGAGAUGCUAAAAAUGCGACAACAACUGGAGUAUUUGCAGGCAGAACUUUGUGCCCGUGCCGGUGGCUCUUCGGAGGAAGUUCAGGUCCUUAAAGAAAGGAUUGCUUGGCUGGAAGCUGCUAAUGACGAUCUUUGCCGUGAACUUCAUGAAUACCGUAGCAGAUGCUCUGUCGUAGAACAAAGUGAAAAGGAUGCUUAUGACGGGAGCACAUGCAUUGUGAAGGCUGAUGCAGUAAAGAGGAGCUUACCCAUCGUAGAGGCUGAUUAUCCAUUGAAUGAAACAGCAGGUGAUUCAAGGGAAAUUGAAGAAGUAACAAAAGAGUGGGAGCACACACUUCUGCAAAAUAGUAUGGAUAGAGAGUUACAUGAAUUGAAUAAACGCUUGCAGCAGAAAGAGUCUGAGAUGAAGCUUUUUGGAAUAUCUGAUGCUGAAGUACUCAAGCAGCACUUUGGAAAAAAGAUAAUGGAAUUGGAGGAUGAGAAGAGAGCAGUGCAGCAAGAGAGAGAUUCGCUUUUGGCUGAAGUUGAAAAUCUUGCUGCCAAUUCUGAUGGACAAACGCAGAAAUUGGAGGAUAUCCAUGCCCACAAAUUGAAAGCACUUGAAUCACAGAUUCUGGAUCUGAAGAAGAAGCAAGAGAAUCAGGUGCAGCUUCUGAAGCAAAAGCAAAAAAGUGAUGAAGCAGCAAAGAGACUACAAGAUGAAAUACAGUGUAUAAAGGCACAAAAGGUACAAUUGCAGCAAAGGAUAAAACAAGAGGCUGAACAGUUUCGACAGUGGAAAGCUUCUAGAGAGAAAGAGCUGUUGCAGUUAAGGAAAGAGGGAAGAAGAAAUGAGUAUGAAAGACACAAGCUGCAAGCGUUAAAUCAGCGCCAGAAAAUGGUCCUUCAAAGAAAAACUGAAGAAGCUGCCUUGGCCACCAAGAGGUUAAAGGAGUUGUUAGAAGCCCGUAAAACUUCCAGCCGAGACACUUUAGUUACAAUGAAUGGAAGUGGCACAAAUGGGCAGAGCCAUGAGAAGUCUUUACAACGGUGGCUUGAUCAUGAACUAGAAGUCAUGGUUAAAGAGCAUGAAGUUCGUUUUGAGUAUGAGAAACAAAGCCAAGUGCGAGCUGCCCUUGCAGAGGAGUUAGCCAUGCUGAAACAAGUAAAUGAGUUUGCUGCCAAGGGUCUCAGUCCUCCAAGAAAGAAUGGAUUUGCCAGGGCAUCCUCCUUGUCCCCAAAUGCAAGAAUGGCCAGAAUAGCUUCACUUGAGAACAUGCUGAGCAUAUCAUCUAAUUCACUUGUGGCCAUGGCUUCUCAGCUUUCAGAGGCAGAAGAACGAGAACGAGCCUUCACCAAUCGUGGACGCUGGAAUCAGUUGCGCUCAAUGGGAGAAGCCAAGAAUUUGCUUCAAUAUAUGUUUAAUUCUGCCGCAGAUGCCAGGUGCCAACUCUGGGAGAAGGACAUGGAGAUCAGGGAAAUGAAAGAUCAAAUCAAAGAACUUGUCAGUCUAUUACGGCAAAGUGAGAUGAAGAGAAAAGAAGCUGAGAAAGAGCUAAAAGUGAGAGAACAAGCUGUUGCAACCACAUUGGCUACGUCAGCUUCCGUAAACUCUCCAAAUACAUUGAAACAACACGCUGAAGACAUGAAAGGACCCUUAUCUCCAGUGUCUAUGCCAGUACCAAAACAGCUAAAAUAUACACCAGGGGUUGCUAAUGGCUCAGUGAAGGAAUCAGCAGCAUUUGCCGAUCAGGGUAGAAGGAUGAUACCCAUCGGGCAGCUGUCAAUGAAAAAACUAGCAAUUGUAGGACAAACUUCUGGCAAGUUAUGGAGGUGGAAAAGAAGUCAUCAUCAGUGGCUACUACAAUUCAAAUGGAAGUGGCAGAAACCAUGGAAACUUUCAGAAUGGAUUCGACACAACGAUGAGACGAUCAUGAGAACAAGAUCACGCUCACAGGCUUUGCUACAUAUCGGGUGAUCUUUUAUGAUCUGUCCAGUUGAUGUGGGUCAUUAUUUUUCGACCCACAAAAACUUAUCCUAGACACAUGGCGUUGGAAAUAACAGAGCACUACGUGCAGUGUAAUAUAAUGGGUUGAAAUGUAUAUACGUGUCAGUCUUGAAUAACGCUGUCCAGAUCUUGGAAAUUUUGCCAUAACUACUGCAUUUGGAGCAUCUUGGGAAUAUGCUGCAAUGUAAUGUUUGGACAGAGGCACCCAAAUAAUGAAAACAAAGAUAUUGCUUGCUUGAAGACAUUCGUAGAUUCUGGACAGACAAAUUAUCUUUGAAAAAGUUGUCUGUUCAUACCAGCACUAGGAGAAACAAAGUACAUAUUCUUUAGUGAAGUCUUGGAAAUGUGUAUUUAGGGUCUUCUAUUCCUUAUUGCAAGUUCUUACGGUCCUAUUGUGUUUAAGCCAAUUGUUUUUUGUUCAUAGGUUAUUUACUGUAGUAUUUGUCACACAACAUAGGGAAAUUCUCCUUUAGGUUGUUUUUAGUACUCUAGGGCUUCUUGUGUGUAAAGAACAUUGGCUAUUUUAUUGAAAGAUAUACUACCUUACAGAUUGUAUAAUAAUAAUAAUAACAGCUCGUCUCAUGUCCUCUCAGGCCUCCUAAUGGCCUCUCUGAG